Messenger RNA from Psylliodes chrysocephalus, 1395 nucleotides. The record is from the annotation of a GenBank genome assembly. NCBI's taxonomy places the organism in Eukaryota, Metazoa, Arthropoda, Insecta, Coleoptera, Chrysomelidae.
CACGUAAUAAGGGUUCAAAAUGGCGGAGUUUUCUAUCUCCUUUUUAAAGGCACUCAGAAAGCUGCGCAGUGCGAUCAUUCUCCGUAUAGUAAAAGAAAAUCAAAGUAUGUGGACUAAACCGAACGAUAAAAGGGUCGUUUGGAGUUAAAAGUGUUAAAGGAGUUAAAGGAACUUGGCAGACCGAACGCAAUGAGUAGUUAAAGUAUGUGGGGCCACGUGCUCAUAACACAGUCCAUAAAAAAAGAAAGAAGAACGUCCUAACCUAACAUUUUUGUUUGUUAUUUGUUAUUAUUUGUUAACUUUUUAUUUUUCUAUGAUUGUUAAUAGGACAUGCAUGGGCUAGGGGUAUUUUAAACUUUUUAAAGCACUUUUAGGAUGACAGAGGCUGGAGUUUUAAACAUUUUGCUAAAAAAUGAAGAAACCAAGGGUUAUCAUUUUGAUUAUCCCAAACAGCAAUCUGAAACUGUAAAGGUAGUUGCAAGAAAUUUAACUGACAUUAUCUAUGAGUCUUACAAACGAAAAUCAUGUGCAAGUACUUCUAAAAGAUAUCAAGUAUUGAAAUUCAUUAAUACUGUAUGUAAAAUACCAGAUCAACAUGAAUAUGAAGACUACAUGAAAUGUGGUGUAAAGCAAGUGAAAGAUUAUUUUCCAAAUAUUGAAAAUGAAGCAGUUACAAUUCUAGCUAAAGAAAUAGCUCUUGAUUUGAGAAAGUAUGAUAAUAUUCAAGAAAAAUUUUCAAGGCAUUAUUCAAUGAAACAUGCUAGAGAAAAAGAGAAACAGAAACAAAUUGACUUCAUAAAUGAAAAAAAGCAGGAGAAGCUUAACAAAAAGUAUCAGUUGGUUGCUAAACGAAAAUAUACUUUUGAACCAAAUGAAAAUCUAAUAAACAAAAUAUUAGGAAUCGAUCAUUUAGGUACUUCCCUUGAUUCAAACAUUAUUAAAAAAGAAAUUAAAAGUGUUGAAGAUAGAGAUACACAAAUCAAGUUUGCUUAUGCAAUGCUUAACACUGGCCAAAUUGAUAUAUUGACAAGGAUUUUUGAUAGAAUAUCAAAAUAUAAAGUGUUGAUUAAAACGGAAAGGAAUUUUCUUCAAUACAUCUGGUCGACACAAAAUGACAAUAUAUUGAAUCUCGGAGAACACAUUGAUAUUUUCUACUUUUUGCUAGAAGAAACCUUACUAAAACAUGCCAUGAAACUGUUAGAAGCAGAAGAUAAUCAGGAAGUAUGUAAAUAUUUUAUGAACUUAGAAAAUGACUGUGAUAUUAUAAAAAUUAGAAAAAUUUGUAAAAACGAUUAUAAUUGUUAUUUGAAACUUAAAACUUUACUGUUUGAACUAUAUUGUAUAAGUUAUUGUAAUGAAAAUGUAAUGAAGCUUAGCGAUGUAAUUAUUAUAUAA